GUUCUUUACUUUUCUUACAGGACAAAAAUGUUGCAGCGCCCCAAUUGGCAGUGGGCCACAUAACGUCGCCCCUUCCUCCACCACCACACACACACAUAAACACAUUCAGCAUCCUGUGAGUCAAAUUCAAAGCAUGGCGACGCCCACGUCAAUAGAAGUCUUCAGUUGCCUGGCGCUUUUGCUCGGCGCUUUCAUCAGCAGCGGCUACUGCAUAGACUGUUUCAAGUGCGUCUCAUAUAAUGGCGCCAAUAAGGCGUGCGAUGAUCCAUUUCACAAUAAUUAUUCCACCGCCAUUCUGGAGUCGCCCUGCAUGGGCGGUCGCAAAGGACGCGAUGGCCUCUUUCCGGCAACGGCAUGCAUUAAAAUCGCCGGAUAUUAUGAUGACACCGGCGAGACGAUAACUGUGCGAGGCUGCGCCUUGGACAGCGGGACACUGACAACAGACACAGAGAUUAUAAGAAUGUCGCAUUGUGGUAAAUUCUACUAUGAUAACAGAUACGUGCAUGGCUGCCUUCAGAGCUGCAGUGACGCGGAUGCUUGCAAUGGCAGCCACCCAAAGGACGCCGUCGAGUCCUUAUUACUUAGCGUUGCGCUUCUCCUUCUGCUUGCAAGGUAGCAGUGACAACAACAACCAAUGCAACAACAACAACAACAAAAAGAAGGAGAAGAACACGAAGAAAAGGAGGUGAAGCUUGUAGCAUCCUAUGGAAGUUAAAGGGAUUUAGCUAAAGUGAACGUGAAAAAGCAUUUAAUAUAAUUCAGCUGCGCGAAUAUUUUUACACAAUUCAUACGCUAUCCCUUCCCCAUCUCUCUCACAUUGGCUAUCCCUUUCUCUCUCUCUUUCUCUCAGUGUCUACAAUUGCACCUUACCGUAAGUGCACGCACACUCUAACACUAACUGAAACACAAAAACACAGACGUGGAUGUCACAGGAUUACAAAAUAAACGAAAGAAAUGCAUAAAUAUUUAUAUGGAAUUCAUCAAGCAAUUAUGUGAUUUAUAAAUGAAUAUUUAACAACUAUUUAACAAUAAUUGAUGAAAAGCAAAAGCGAAAUGAGAAAUUUCUAACUAAAGUAAAUUAAAUGAAAACCAAAACCAAAAAACGAAAACUAUGUAUUAACGCUAAGCGCUGCUAGGCAAAUAUCGAGUCUAAAAUCAAAGCUAGUCAAAACGAGAAUUCAAAUUCAAUUACAAUUAUAAUUAUUUUUAGCUAAUAUGUAAUAUUAAGUAUUUACAUUUAUGUACCAACAAACAAAAACUCACCUGUGUACUAUUGUUCGACUAUUGUAAAUAGAUUGAUUUAUUCGUUAGAUGGAUGCUGAAUUUUAGGCAAAUUAAUAAACAAUUAUGGAUAAUUAAUUAAUAUUUAGUGGCCACAUAGAUAGAGUUAACAAAUGUACUAUAAACUGCGAAAACAAUUCAUUAUCUAUCUCAUCUCUUACUAUACCCUAACUUUGGCAGGAAAACUUAAUUUAUUUAU
This is a messenger RNA of Drosophila nasuta, 1480 nucleotides long. RefSeq lists its product as uncharacterized. Bases 134 to 616 code for a protein of 160 amino acids. NCBI's taxonomy places the organism in Eukaryota, Metazoa, Arthropoda, Insecta, Diptera, Drosophilidae. The transcript is spliced from 4 exons. The record is from RefSeq and is a predicted model, not a curated record.